GGUCUAUGUUCUCUCCCAUGCCUCCGCGGUUCGUUUCAAAAAGUUCUGAGCCUUGUCCACACGUGCUCAAUGUUCACGGCUCGACGCUGGAGGAUUUACCUGCGUCAUGUCAUACCUGAGAAGCUCCCGGCCCAUUCUUGCAACACCAGCUCAACAGUGUUAUCGUGAAGUCAAUUGACACUCAAUCGCGGCAUCGCCAGCUCUGAAUCAUGGCGACGACUAACAGUACAAGUCCUUCUCCGAAAGACUUUAUUCUCAAGCUUCCACAUCCCUACUUGACCGCAUACGGCAUCAAGGAAAAGAGUAUUUCCGGAAAACUGCAUUGUUUCCUAGAUCGAAUUCGAUCUCCCAAGUCUUCUCUCCGGACGGCACAGGAACCCCCAGAAAUACUUCACAAUGUCGAUCUCUACUUCACGCUUCCUGAAAUCCCAUCCGAACAAGACCAACCUCCAGAAUCCAACAACCUCUGGUGGGCACGCGCACAACGCUCUCCGUCCGUAACCCUCACCUGGCAAAACUCUGCACCGUCGCCCGCACAAGUAUGGCUCGUCAUAUACGCGCUCUACUCCCUUCAUACCGACAUCGAGCACUUUCGCCUCAAUCUGACUGGUGGAGGCUCAGACACAAUCAGAGAUCACCUCCUUAAUACCCUGCUCGCAACAUCACACCCGUCUCCCACCGACAGUGCCACUCCAGCUCUCGAUCUCCCUAUUCUCGUUCUCCGCAGCACCUUCUGGCAAGGGGCCUCCUCCCCCUUCGGCCCUCGCCCUCUCUGGCUCCCUGAGCCAAACGCCCCCGGAUCGCCCGUGAAACCCCUUUCUCAAUACCCCCUCCCACCACUCUCCCACCGCCUCACCACCGGCUUUCCAUCUUCGCGCGUACACGCCCACCAUCCCAUUCGUCCCGCGAAACCCGCGCCCGGUACCACCGUUUACAGCCGCUUCAUCCCCCAUCUUGGCGAGCACUUCAGCAUGGUCGCCCUCGACCACACGCUGCCCGCACACCUCGAGCUCUUCCACAAGUGGCAGAACGACCCGCGCGUCGCCCGCGGCUGGAACGAGACGGGCACGCUCGACCAGCACCGCAAGUACCUGCAAACGCUGCACGAUGACCCGCACGUGUUGACGCUGCUGGCGGCCUUUGACGACGUGCUGUUUGCCUACUUCGAGGUCUACUGGGCGCCCGAGGACCACAUUGGCGUGCAUCACGCAUUCCCGCCGUAUGCGCGCGGGCGGCACUCGCUUGUGGGCGACGUGCGGUUCCGUGGACCGCACCGUGUGUGUGCGUGGUGGGGCAGUCUGAUGCAUUAUCUGUUUCUAGACGAUCCGCGGACAGGGCAGAUUGUUGGCGAGCCCAAGGCAACGAAUAAGACGGUGCUGGAGUACGACUUUGCGCAUGGGUUUAGUCUGGUCAAGUGGAUGGAUCUGGGGCAUAAGAGGAGUGCGCUGAUGUGGUGUGAGCGUGAGAGAUUUUUCCAGUUAAGUCCAUUUGGGUGGAAUGGCAGUGUGCUGGGGCCGGAUGGGCUGAAUGCAUUGGUAACGAGUGCGAAGCUGUAGGGGAGAUGAACCGUGUUUAAAAACGAUCUUCGUGUGCAGUGUAGACUUAACAAGAAUAAGCAUAGCCAGUAUUUUUCGUGUAUCCGACUCACAAUACACUCGUACUUUUAUGGUAUGUCCCGAGUACAUUUUAUGAGGUAGAUAUAUAUGUAUAUACGAAUAUACUAAAUGUCAAGCAUCAAAAGAAGACUAGA
Molecule: messenger RNA, 1750 nt
Organism: Pseudovirgaria hyperparasitica
Lineage: Eukaryota; Fungi; Ascomycota; Dothideomycetes; Acrospermales; Acrospermaceae
Exons: 1
Coding region: 210-1556 (448 amino acids)
Biological process (GO): siderophore biosynthetic process
Source: RefSeq, a predicted model, not a curated record